Molecule: messenger RNA, 360 nt
Organism: Cooperia oncophora
Lineage: Eukaryota; Metazoa; Nematoda; Chromadorea; Rhabditida; Trichostrongylidae
Source: the annotation of a GenBank genome assembly
AUGGGAAAGAAGAAAGCUAUACAAAAGUCUAAUAAAGGAGAUCUCAUCCCAGCUCCAGGCCCUUUGGAGCAGCAAAUUGAAGGAGCGAAGAUAGCGAAAGCUCGUUUGGAAGCAAGAGAGAAGAGGAAAAGAAAGCCGGAACUGGAAACAGAAGAGUACAUUCCAAACAAUCUAUCUGAGAAAAUAAUAGCCCAAGCAAGAAAGCAACUUCAUGAGAUUGGGGAUGAUGAUACUCCGGAAGAAAAUGAUAACAGGAAGAGGUUGCGACAGGUUAGUCUUGGUGCCAAAAGCGAUGAUGACUUCGACUUGGAAGAACUUUCUGAUGGUGACUAUGAUGAUCAAGUGAUAGUAAGUUUCUCC